AUGACGAAGAAAAAAGAUUUGAAGUUGUAUGGUCGUUUGAAAUACCAUAAUUCCUCCUCGAAUGCGACAGUUAAAAUUCGUCAAUUAUUAUUAUCACCAAAAGAUGCAACUGGUGCAAUUGCUGAAUUCUACUCAGCACAAGUCAUGCAAGAGAAAACUGAGAAUUGGGGUGAGGAGUUUGAUAAGAAUUAUCGUCAGCUUGUUAUUCAUGAUAUGAUUGGUAAAGUCAGUGAAAUUGUUGAUGAUGAGUGCAACAAGGAUAGGACGAUACACUUGGAUGUGCGCGUACGUGUUAAAUUAGUCGUUCACCAUUCGUCAUCCAUACUAGGGCUAGUAAAGAAUAUGGAGGUUGAUGAAGAUGUUGCGAAUGAAGAUUGUAUGAUUUGUUUGGAAAAGCUUGGGGAGGAGAGGGAGUUGAUGUGUAUGCCUUGCUCGCACUUGUUUCAUGGAGAUUGCAUUACAACUUGGCUAGAGAAUGGCAAUUCUUGCCCUGUUUGCCGUUAUGAUCUCCUAGCUAACUAG
This is a messenger RNA of Capsicum annuum, 522 nucleotides long. RefSeq lists its product as uncharacterized. The coding region runs from base 1 to 522 and encodes 173 amino acids. Gene Ontology annotation, molecular function: zinc ion binding; ubiquitin protein ligase activity. Gene Ontology annotation, biological process: protein ubiquitination. Lineage: Eukaryota; Viridiplantae; Streptophyta; Magnoliopsida; Solanales; Solanaceae. The transcript is spliced from 2 exons. Gene Ontology annotation, cellular component: cytoplasm. The record is from RefSeq and is a predicted model, not a curated record.